CUAACACUUUUACGUAAGAUCUUGCAAUUUUUAGAAUCAAAAAAAAUGUUUUUUUUUCUGAAAAAUUUUUCAGAUGAACCAUCAUGGCGACCACGUUUUCGUUUUUAUCAUUGGUUAUUAUCACUUCUUGGUGUUAUUGUUUGUAUGGCAAUAAUGCUUAUAUCAUCAUGGUAUAUUGCAUUAAUAAGUUUAGCUAUCGGUGUGAUUGUUUAUAUUUAUAUUUGGUAUGCUGGUGAUAAGAAAGAAUGGGGUGAAGGUUUAAGAGUUUUACCAGUAUCAAU
This is a messenger RNA of Rotaria sp. Silwood2, 281 nucleotides long. NCBI's taxonomy places the organism in Eukaryota, Metazoa, Rotifera, Eurotatoria, Philodinida, Philodinidae. The record is from the annotation of a GenBank genome assembly.